AUGUUGCGACGACAGACGCGCGAGCGUCGCGAAUACAUCUACAAAAAGGCGCUCGAAUCCAAGGAAAAGCAGAUCUACGACCGCAAACAGGCCAUCCGCGAAGCGCUCGCCUCCGGCAAACCCCUACCCGCUGAACUUCGUGGCAAGGACGCCACAGACCUCGGACGCGACCUCAACCUCGAUGCAGCGCAGGAUGCGCCUGGGACGAGUAUCGACGACGAGUACUCGCGCGCGGGCACGUACGACCCACGUGUGUUGGUGACCACCUCGCGCGAUCCAAGCACGCGCCUGACGCAGUUCGCCAAAGAGGUCCGACUGCUCUUCCCCAACUCGACACGGCUAAACAGGGGCUCCUAUACGGUAGCUGAUCUUGCGGCUGCUGCUCGAGCGAAUGGGAUCACCGACAUGGUGGUGCUGCACGAACACAGGGGUGUGCCCGAUGCAAUGGUCGUUUCGCACUUUCCACACGGCCCUACUCUGCUUUUCACAUUGCACAAUGUUGUGCUCCGACACGAGGUCUCGGCACACGCAAACUCGACCGUCUCCGAACAAUACCCGCAUCUCAUCUUUGAGGGCUUUUCGUCCAAGCUGGGAGCGAGAGUCAUGUCGGCACUCAAAUUCCUCUUCCCCGUCCCCAAGGACGACUCCAAAAGGGUCAUGACGUUCGCGAACCAGAACGACUUUAUCGCCUUCCGACACCACGUCUUCGUCAAAACCAGCCACAGGGAGGUCCAGUUGGCAGAGGUCGGGCCCAGGUUCGACGCAAGGGUGUUCGAGAUCAAACAGGGCACGAUCGAUCAGACCAACGCCGAUACAGAGUGGGUCCUUCGCCCGUAUAUGAACUCGGCAAAGAAGAGGACUCAGCUGUAA
Molecule: messenger RNA, 870 nt
Organism: Moesziomyces aphidis
Lineage: Eukaryota; Fungi; Basidiomycota; Ustilaginomycetes; Ustilaginales; Ustilaginaceae
Source: the annotation of a GenBank genome assembly